CAUUAGCAGUCUGUCAUUUCCAGCCAGGCCAAACACAACAUGCUCUCCUUCGCAGGAAUUGCCACGAAAAUGAACUCCUUAGAGUUUUCGUUAAGCUUCUUCAUACUGGUGUCUCAUAUAUCGUUGGGACGAUCCAGUGGUAUUUCCUUCUCAAUAUGCUGGAUGAGCAAGGACGACGCUCUGGAAAGGCAAAAUGGAAACAUAUGGCUCAAUGAUACAGCGCUGAAAUCCAUCAGGAAGCUGGGUAAAGUUACCUCCCUGACGGUGUACCCAGCUGUAGAAAACAAGCUAACGCUUCAGUAUGGAGGCUCUGUUCAGGAAUGGACUUUAAAAAUCAACCCAUGUACAAAGUUAACUAAAAUCAGCGGCAGGCAGAAACCCCUAAAGCAACCAACAACUGCCACCAAGGGCUUCCUGGAGUUGAUGAGUCCCACUGAGGUGUUUGCAUGUGAAAACGGCACACUAUUUUUCCACCAAGAUGAAAACUUCUUCCUUGGAAUUGGCUACACAAUGCGUCUCCCUGUCAAGCUCGAGUCCUGGGCUCCCUCCAUGUUGCUGGUCUCCUGGGUGGACAACCGCCCAGGUGUCAGCCACAGCUACACUGCGACCCUGUACCACACUGAACUAGGCUCCUAUAACACUCUCAGCAUGGACACUACGUCCGACAACCACUACUGCUUCACAGGUCUGGACUCCUGCGGUUCAUACGUGGCUUGUAUGGAGACUGCAGGCAGUCACUCCUUCACCUGCUUCUCUACUAUUACCGACCCAGACAUUCCCAAGAACUUUGAGAUGACAUCACGGACCACCAGCAGCUUAUUGCUGUCUUGGGACUUCCCUGAGAACCACAAGAUGUCCCUCUUCCUCCUCACCGCCUUCUACCUCAAUGGUACAGACCACGUCACAGAAGAGGUACUCCUGUGGCAGAAGGACAGCUUAAUGUUCAUCUUGUCUGAUCUGCAGCCCUGCAGCAAGGUUAAGUUUGGCCUGCAGACGGUUUGCCCGGCAGGGAUGGAGUCCCGCUAUAGCAAGAUGGUCCUGAACGAUGGAAACUCAGCUUACUCCAGCAUCGAGGCCUUGCAUCAGACGUCGUUUGGCCCAGACAGCUACACCCUGAGCUGGGAGGUGAGGAACACCUCAUCCAUCUCUGUUUUCAGAGUCUAUCAUGAGGGGGCGCUGCAGGGCACCACGCUCAUGACCAACUACACUGUGAGGGGGCUGCUGCCAUGCCAACAGUACCAGGCCAAGGUGGAGGCGCUGUGUGGAGACGGUGUGCUCAUGAGUGCCAAGACGGUCACAGCGCACACAGGAACACAUGGUGUGUCUGAGCUGAGGUAUCGCUCUAACGACUCCACCGCCCUGUGGAAACCCAGCACCAUCAACCAACCAGCUGUGGCCUUUUUAUAUAUGAACUGUCUCUGGAGAAUGGCACCAGCAUCCAGGGCAGCCGUGUGACUGACCCAAAGCUGGGUCUACCGGGGUUGGAGGAAGGGAAGACCUAUGUCCUCAGUGUGUGGGAGGAAUGUGACGGACAGUGGGAAUCGGAACAUUCUCGUGUGGUUUUUGAGGGAGCUUAUUCAUCCUUAGGGCUCCUCUUGAGGGCUGCUGGAUCUGAUCUGAACAGAGGGCUGGAUUUAGAUUUUUCCGCCAUGGUACUCACAAUGGUCGUGCCCUGGUCACUACCCGACGAUCUACAGGAUGAUGUGUCAGAACCAAGAGCUGAAAUGAGGGAGAUUUUUAAAGAUAAGG
Molecule: messenger RNA, 1749 nt
Organism: Micropterus salmoides (largemouth bass)
Lineage: Eukaryota; Metazoa; Chordata; Actinopteri; Centrarchiformes; Centrarchidae
Exons: 11
Coding region: 40-1455 (471 amino acids)
Molecular function (GO): protein binding
Source: RefSeq, a predicted model, not a curated record